UUAUUGAUUCUUUCCUCAAGCCUUCCACUUUUAUUUUUGUCACAACAAGACAAACAAUUCUUUUUAUUUUAGGUGAAAAGAAUUAUUUAUUCAAAGAACAACAAUUAUGUAAUUGUCCAUGCUCAACAUUCCAUCAUUUUAUUUAUUUCAAAACAUUUUCAAUCACCUCAACUUACUCCAAUUCUUCUAAACAACUCUACAAUUUUUCAACUAGUACAUUUGAUAAGGUACUCCAAAACACUACUUCAGGCUUCCAUAAAAUCAUCCCCCAACUUCAAAUUCAACAAGGAACAACGCAAGGACAAUUCUGAACCCACAAAACAUAAUAGUCGUCUCUUCAAAUAAUGUUGGAGCUGUUGAUGCAUCAGCUUCACGAAGCCUUGUUAACCGACUUUUCUUUUUGGGGCGACACAUCUGAGAAUACGAUCGAAAUUCUUCCCUUGCUAAAACCUAAUAAGAAAUUCAGGGGGAAUUUAGACAUAUUGUUAGGCUCUUACCCUCCUAUCCGCGUGAAUAAAUAA
Messenger RNA from Meloidogyne enterolobii, 521 nucleotides. Lineage: Eukaryota; Metazoa; Nematoda; Chromadorea; Rhabditida; Meloidogynidae. The record is from the annotation of a GenBank genome assembly.